Messenger RNA from Entamoeba dispar SAW760, 603 nucleotides. RefSeq lists its product as uncharacterized. The record is from RefSeq and is a predicted model, not a curated record. The transcript is spliced from 2 exons. Bases 1 to 603 code for a protein of 200 amino acids. Lineage: Eukaryota; Evosea; Mastigamoebida; Endamoebidae. Gene Ontology annotation, molecular function: phosphoglycolate phosphatase activity. Gene Ontology annotation, biological process: dephosphorylation; DNA repair.
AUGUCAUUACGUUAUAAGUGCAUCGUCCUUGAUCAUGAUGACACUACUGUUAAUAGCACACCUAAAGUCCAUUAUUUAUCGUAUCAACAAUUUAUGAAAAAGUAUCGACCAACAGACCGAAUAAUCAAAUUAGAAAAUAUUUCUUUUGAGUGGCGAGAAUGUUAUAAGAAAUAUACACCAAUAAUGUUCAAUGGCUUUUGGGAAUUUCUUAAAGAAUUUAAAAGAAGAGGAGGUAUUAUUUGCAUAUGUUCUCAUGGAUUAAAACAAGUGAUUGAAGACUUUUAUCAAAAUUAUAAUGAAGGAAAAAUCAUACCUGAUUCAAUCUAUGGAUAUGAUUCAAAACACCCUGAAUAUUGUAAACCAUUUACCUUCCCAAUAGAAGAUAUUCUACAUAAAUUUCAUCUUCAAAAGAAAGACGUUGUGGUUAUUGAUGAUUUAUCUCAUGGUUUAAUUAUGGCAAAAAAAUCUGGAGUUGAUAGUAUUGGGACUGUUUAUGGUGAAGGUCAUGAUUUAAUUAAACCAAAAAUUACUGCUAUUAGUAAAAAGGUUGUUAGUUCAGUGGAAGAGCUAAAGAAUUAUAUUUUAUUAGAUGAAGACCAUUAA